Molecule: messenger RNA, 2703 nt
Organism: Vespa mandarinia (Asian giant hornet)
Lineage: Eukaryota; Metazoa; Arthropoda; Insecta; Hymenoptera; Vespidae
Source: RefSeq, a predicted model, not a curated record
AUCAGAUCAGUCUGGCCAGUCAUUCGUGAAUGUGAUGAUCGUUAAGUAGCAUUGUUAUUGUCAUUCAGUUCCUUCACUUCCCCUCCCCCAUCAACUUCCUAUUUGCAUCGUUUUCGAUACAUUAGCUUGUUCGUUAUUAUCCUACGUCCGGUAAAAUUAGACGCAGGUUCAUCAAGUAAAUUAUGUCAAACGUAAUAGUUUGUGGUAUUAACGUGAGAGAGUGAUUAUCUCAGUCUCGGUACGAUAAUAGUAUUAUAAUAUUCAUUUUUCUCGUUAGAGAAGUCAACACAUCUACACACACACACACACACACACAGACACAGACACACACGCGCGCGCACCACGAUUGAAGCAGGAGUUCUAUCUGCCGUGUUUAACGGUCUACUAUCUCAUACAAAUGUAUAUAUAUCGUUUGAGAUGUAAAAUCAGUGUUCCUUUGGUUCUCUUUCGUAUUCGUCCUCACGCAAAUGCGUACACUUGUGGGCCCUUUUUUGCUGUGGAGGGAAUGCUGACGCUGCAACAUCCUUCAGUGCGGAAGAUCGGCAAAAAAUGGGGUCGAAGCGACGACGUAUCAGAAUAAGACGAGGACCGCUAACGUAAUCGAUUUACAGCGCGUCGAAUAGGAAAGAUGAUGAUCGCCAUGGCCAGGUUGCCCUGUAAGCAAUCCUCGCCUUCGCAACAGCAAAGAGUGAAUAAUUUUGGAAAUAGUCGUAAUUCGUAUUGGGAUAUUCAAGCUAGGGAUCCAACACCACCUUACGUUAGAAAUCAUCAUCGGCACGUUGAUCACACAGGAAAACGUAAGAGUGCAGUGGAAUUAUUGCAAGAGACGAAAGCAUUUUACGUGAAAAGCGAGACCGUGCUGGAUCGGAAACAGGAACUCAAGAAUAGCGGGCAUCUUCAAGUAUCUCAACUAAGUGCAUCUAGUGCACCACCUAGGUUACUUAGGAAGUGUGGAAAUACAGCUGUACCGUGCUCGAUACAAUCACCCUCGCCGUCACAAAUAUCUAAUCCUGUAACGCCACCCUGUUGUUGGGCCACGUGUCAUGAUCAAGAUAGAACAGAUGGGAUUUUGAGUCCUCAACAAACACUGCCACCCGCGCUGCCACCAAAGAGCCCACGCUUAGUCCCUCUUCCGCAGCGGCGCACUAUUUCAGGGCCACCGAGUGUUACGAGCGGGGAUCAAUUGCAGACAAAAUUACGGAGAUUACUCAACACCGAUAGCAAGGAGAACGUCUUCUUUCCGGAAAGCCCAACUCAGGGAUGCCUUCAAACGACGAACGGUGUUGUCACCCGCGAGGAAAAGUUCAAAUAUUCACCUGGCAGCUUAUCGCCUGGCUGCCGAGACGAUGACCGUGCGUUGCAUUGUACACCGCCAGACAUUCGCUUCAAAUUUGGUCGAAGUAAUUCGCAUUCUCAUACGUCUGGUCCAGCAAGCAGAAAAUCCAUAACUUCUCCAUCGGCAGAGAACACAAUUUGUCAUAAAUCUUUGCCUGAUCUUCACACCAGUACGCAUCGUCGAGCUUCGUUAUCGCCUCGUACGUCGACAAAAUCAUCUGCCAAACUACUUGGACAUCAUUAUGGAGCUAACAAUUGUCCAGAUUGCGAGACUAGUUCGGAUUAUUCCGAACAUAGUUUCAAACGUGAUGCUGUCUAUUAUCGCAGUACGCGUCACAUCAGACGUUCGUUUGGCUCUGGCGGUGGGGAUGCCAGUAGUGUUCUAUCAUCCGGUGGCAGAACACAGAAAUCGUCUGGCUCAAGUAAAUUGAGCCAUGGCGCUACCGCAAGAGAUUCUGGUGGAUCCUCUGGGCAUUGUACUCAUCGUAGUGAACCACCACCAAGGUUACAGGAUUAUUGGACUCACGUACGUAGAGACAGUGGUGCAUCGACCCAACAUUCGACUGAUAAAAAUCGUUCGAGAAAGGGCAGUUAUGCCAGUGGUACACCACCUUCUGUCUUGAGACAUUAUAGUUCUGAUACUGAAAGCAGCGAGAGUCAAACUGAUUACAGUCCUACUUGUAACUCUAGAUUCUCAGAUGGUUGGAAGGAAGGACGUGGUAGACCAAUUUUGAGAUCAAAAUCUGAUAUAAGCGAUCGUUAUUGGAGACAAGAUAAUGGUAGAACGUGCAAGUUAUCAGCACGUGCACCGCGUUCGGUGACACUGUUGGAGAAUUUCUUUGAUUAUUUGGGUUUAGAUUUAGAGAAUUAUCAACUUAUCACUGAACCCGAUUCAAAAUCUUCGUCACCUGUAUUCUUCGAUAGUGUUAGCUCGGUCGACUCUGCGUCAGGUCUUUAUUCUUGGAUUGGAAAUAAUCAGGCAAAUCAGGGUAGUCAAUGGCAAAAUAAUAAUUGUAGCAUUGGUAUGGGUAAUGACGAUUUUAAUCAAAGAGUUAACGAUCCACCUAGUAUCGUUGAACGAAAUGCUCGAAUUAUUAAAUGGCUUUGCCAAUGUCGUAAGGUACAGUUUGGUUACAGUUAAAUAUUGCGAUAUUUCUCUUGUAUAUUGAAAGAAAUUAGUGAAUUUCCCCAUUUGUUAACAAUGGAAUUUAGACAAGGAAUUUAUCAGAACUUCUCUCUGCAAAGAUUGUUAACUAAAAAUUCUUUGACUGAAUUGAAACAUGAAACACUCACAGUUAAUGCAGCAGAAUGUUCUCUAUCGUACUUAAUUAUGUGCUCGUGGACUGAUAAAUAUUUAUAGAUGAUCAU